This is a messenger RNA of Podarcis lilfordi (Lilford's wall lizard), 2399 nucleotides long. The record is from the annotation of a GenBank genome assembly. Lineage: Eukaryota; Metazoa; Chordata; Lepidosauria; Squamata; Lacertidae.
AUGGACACCCAGAAAGACGCUCCUCCUCCAAAGCAGCAACCUAUGAUAUACAUCUGUGGAGGUAAGAUCCUUUCAUGCCUAACUGUUAGGAGUUGUGUGAUGUAUAGCCUCUUGGUAAGUUGACCAUGCCACAGAGUGUUGCUGAAAUUGAGUUUUGUCUCACGUUCAUGAAGCCUGUCAUUAAUUGCAUCUCAGAAUUCUUUAGGUUUAAAUGAGAGGGAGAUGACACAAAGUGCCUGUUGCUGCUUUGUUUGGGGUCUCUGCUCCCCACCACAGGGCCAUUUGCUACCAGCUGCCCUGUGGAAAGGAAUAUCAGAUCCCAGCUUGUGCUCCAGUGGAAUUAGUUUUAUUUUGACUGGGUGGUUCUUGGUGUAUUUGUUGUACUUUGAGGACUGAUGAAAAAUCAAAAUAUAAAUUGUCUAUAUAAGUAUUGAACUCAGAUGCCAUUCUAAUUUGACGAACCCCAAUAUGAAAUGUUAAGAAUCUUUCAUAAUUCUAGUGUAAACUAAUUUAUAAAAUACAGUGUGAAUAUAGGUUUUCUGUCCUCACAAUCUAAAGCAUAACUGAGGAGUAGAUGGGUUUAACAGAAUGGCAGGGCUGGAGCUACAACUGUGAUUUAGGGAGCAACCAUAUGCACACAAAACUGGCAUAAAAUAAGCUGUUGUAGUUAUUACCAGAUCCAAGCCCUGUUCAGUAGCAGGGCAGCCUAACCCACCUUUUAUGGUUGCAGACCUGGAACACCCCUGGUUUUGAACCUACAUGGGCCUCUGCUCAGCUCCAGCUCAACCAAGAUGAGCAAGUUACACUGUUGUAUCUUCAGCUGAGCUAGGAAUUAGCCAGCUGAACCAGAAAUCUGCAUUGUAAACUGCUAAUUGCAGCAUGUCUUGCCAUAGGAUUGCCCCCUAAAUCUGGAUCAUGUCAAUGCCGUAAUAUGAUGAUAGUAGGGUCAGUCUGGGAUUCAGAGGAUUCUAGGCCAGCUCAGCCGCUACCUGGAAUGUUCUAAUUCAGGGUUUUCUGCCAGCUGCUGGUGGCAGAAUCCCCCCCCCCAUCCCCCCAUUAGCACCUCCACCUGCAUGUUCAGUGGGUGGAAUGGAGAGUUGUAUGCCUGCAGUGAUGCAUCACUCCACAAGUAGAGUCCGGUAGGGCUGGACAGAGGGACACCUCCACUCAAUCCAACUUUGAGUGCUACAGGGAACCAGACAGAGGGCCUUCUCGGUAGUGGCGCCCGCCCUGUGAAACGCCCUCCCAUCAGAUGUCAAAGCGAUAAAUAACUACCUGACAUUUAGAAGACAUCUUAAGGCAGCCCUGUUCAGGGAAGUUUUUAAUAUGUGAUAUUUUACUGUAUUUUUGGUUUCUAUGGAAGCCGCCCAGAGUGGCUGGGGAAACCCAGCCAGAUGGGCGGGGUACAAAUAAUAAAUUAUUAUUAUUAUUAUUAUUAUUAUUAUUUAUUAUCUCUCCUUAACCCCUCAGGACUUGGAUUGCAGCCUAACUUCUCUAACAUUUUAGUAGAAUGAGUUAGCCAGACUCUGUUCUUUUCAAUAAAAUGUGACAUUGUUUAUAGUAUUUUGUGUGUUAUAAUAAAAGGACAGUUUUCCUCUCAUAUUGCUAAGCUUUGUUCUCAUUGCUUUGUUUCAAUUUUCAUUUUUAAUAUAUUUUCAGAAUGUCACACAGAAAAUGAAAUAAAAGCAAGAGAUCCCAUCAGAUGCAGAGAAUGUGGAUACAGAAUAAUGUACAAAAAAAGAACAAAAAGAUGUAUCCUUCUAUGUGGGCCUGUUCAUUGCUUGAUUAUUGCAUGCUGAUCCUAACUACCUGAACUUUUAGAAUUUGUUUAGAGUUGUUGUAAUGUGAUGGCAUAAUUUUACACUAAUAAAGGUCUACAAAUUUCAUCAAUACUUAAAAUACUUGUGCUGCGGUACUUUAAGCCACUUUAUAUAUUACAUUUCCUAUACAAAUACUCUGGUUGGUAAAUGUGUUCUUUGCCUGCCUGCCAUUAUACACAGCUUGGAUGGAUUAGUCAUAUUGUGAAGUGUAAUGGCAGUCAUAAAUAUUUUCAACUAAGGUUGUUACACCACAUAGCACCAUACUUGUGCAUAUGUAUAUAGUGUACCCUAGUUGCUUUUAUUUGCAUGUCAGUGCCAUUGCAUUUAGUGGUGUUUAAAUAAAUAGAACAGCUGACUGCAGAGGGAGAUGUGAAAGUUACACCUUGAACAUUGGAAAGAAGCACAGAGAACACAAAGCACAAACUAUUUCUGCUUCUUGCUUAUGCCUCUUGUUGAAAUGUGUUAGGAGCAUGAAAUAAUUGCUUGCAUAAUUCUUUAUUAUAACUAACUGUUUUUUUCUCAUGCUCUCCAACUUUUUUCUUUAACUCUACUAUAGUGGUUGUGUUUGAUGCCCGAUGA